Molecule: messenger RNA, 6830 nt
Organism: Dicentrarchus labrax (European seabass)
Lineage: Eukaryota; Metazoa; Chordata; Actinopteri; Moronidae
Product: contactin-associated protein-like 5
Exons: 24
Coding region: 232-4128 (1298 amino acids)
Source: RefSeq, a predicted model, not a curated record
AGAAGGGGAGAGAAAGAGAGAGAGGUGGCUGUAGCUCACAGUGAGGGAGUGUCGGAGUGUCGACGUGGAUGCAUUUCACUCUUUCACACUCCACACUUCCAAUCCCUGCACGCUGGAGGAGCGAGCGGGGAGGACCCUCUUCCACUGUGUGCGUUGUUGUUUUUUCCCCCGACAUUGAUCAACCGUUGCAGUCACUCGGAUAUACAGAGCAGUCCUCAGCCCGGCUGGAAGAUGGAUGUAUUGCUGCAUCUCAUUUGGCUUCACACUCUGCGAGUCUUCAGCGCUGCGUAUGCCGCUACUCACUAUAACUGCAACAGUCCUUUGGUGUCCAUAUUACCACAAUCAUCCUUCCAGAGCUCUUCACAGUCCUCCAACAGUUUCGCUGCUCACAACGCCAAGCUCAACAGAAGAGGUGGAGCAGGAGGCUGGUCUCCCAUGGUGACAGACCGGGAUCCCUGGCUCCAGGUGGACCUCAGGGACCAGAUGAAGGUGACAGCUGUGGCAACGCAGGGGUGCUCCAUCAGUUCAGACUGGGUCAGCAGAUACCUGCUGCUCUACAGUGACACAGGCCAGGUCUGGAAACAGUACAGACAGGAGGACGGAGGAGGGACUUUUGUGGGGAAUGUUAAUUCAGACGACGUCAUCCCGAACAAGCUGUCCCACUCCAUGAGAACCCGUUUCCUGCGUUUUGUCCCUGUGGACUGGAACCCCAGCAACUGGCUGGGCCUCAGAGUGGAGGUGUACGGCUGCUCCUACAAGUCAGAUGUGGCGGACUUUGAUGGCAGAAGCUCUUUGCUGUAUCGUUUCAACCAGAAGUCCAUGUCGACAGUGAAGGAUGUGAUCACUCUGCGCUUCAAAAGCCGUCAGGCCGAGGGGGUUUUGCUGCACGGGGAGGGACAGAGGGGAGAUUAUAUCACCCUUGAGCUUCACAGAGGAAAACUGGCCUUCUACCUCAACCUAGAUGACACUAGGCAGAGGUUCAGCAGCAGUUGUGUUGCCGUCACAGUUGGCAGUCUGCUAGAUGACCAGCACUGGCAUUCUGUCAUCAUUGAGCGCUUCAACAAGCAGGUGAACCUCACAGUGGACUCCCACACACAGCACUUCCAAACCCAAGGGGAAGGAGACUCACUGGAGGUUGACUAUGAGCUGAGUUUUGGAGGCAUCCCGCUGCCUGGUAAACCUGGCACAUUCCUCAGGAAGAACUUCCAUGGUUGCAUGGAAAACCUCUACUACAACGGAAUCAACAUCAUUGACCUGGCAAAGAGACGCAAGCCACAGAUUUACAGCGUGGGCAAGGUGACUUUCUCAUGCUCGCAGCCCCAGCUGGUGGCCUGCACCUUUCUGAGCUCCAGCAGCAGCUUCCUGUCGCUGCCGGUGGCAUCUGCCAUCAUGGGGGGAUUCUCCAUCCGCUUCCAGUUCAGGACUUGGAACCCUGACGGGCUACUGCUCUCCACGCAGCUGAGCCCAGAGCACCAGAGACUGGAGCUGCUGAUCAGCAACAGCCGGCUACUCCUUACUCUCCACAACUUCGGACAGCAAUUGGAGGCCUCAGCUGGUCACAGAGUCAAUGAUGGACUGUGGCACUCUGUGAGUCUGGAUACCAGGAGUCUACAGAUCACUCUGACUCUGGACAACGAGGCGGCAUCCACCAUUGAACAGUGGGAGCAACUGGAAGCCAGAGGUAGCUUCUACUUUGGAGGCUGUCCCCCAACAGGCUUUCAGACCCCGACUUUGGCCUUCCAGGGCUGCAUACGCCUCAUAGCCAUCAACAGCCAGCCAGUCAACCUCAAUCACAUCCAGCAAGGAUUGCUUGGAAAUUAUAAUGAGCUUCAGUUUGACACUUGCAACAUUAGAGACAGGUGUCUUCCGAACCUGUGUGAACAUGGAGGUCGGUGUUGGCAGUCCUGGACCUCCUUCUCCUGUGAUUGUUCGGGGACUGGCUACUCUGGAGCCACCUGUCACAAGUCCAUCUACGAAUCAUCCUGCGAGGCCUACAAGCUGAUUGGCAGCUCCUCUGGUUUCUACUCCAUAGAUCCAGAUGGGAGUGGCCCCCUGGGGCCAGCACUGGUCUACUGCAACAUGACAGAGGAGAGGGUGUGGACAGUGCUGACUCACAACAUCACAGCUCCGGUCAGAGUCCAGGGCUCGUCUCUGCAGAAACCUCACAUCAUGAUGUUAAACUACAGUGCCUCAGCCAAACAAUUGCGCACCAUCAUAACGGGGUCAGAGCAGUGCCAACAGGAAGUGGUUUACAACUGCAGGAAGUCCCGCCUCUUCAACACCAAAGAUGGCCGCCCGCUGUCCUGGUGGGUGGACCAGGGAGGAGAGAGGCGUAGCUACUGGGGAGGCUUCCUGCCUGGAGUCCAGCAGUGCUCCUGCAGCCUGGAGGAGAACUGCAUUGACAUGAACUACUUCUGCAACUGCGAUGCUGACAUAGACACAUGGGCUAAUGACACAGGAGUCCUCUCCUAUAAAGACCACCUACCAAUGAGCCACAUCGUGAUCGGGGACACCAACAGGACAGGCUCGGAGGCCAUCUACCGAAUUGGCCCCCUGCGUUGUUAUGGAGACAAGUCCAUCUGGAACGCAGCAUCCUUCUACCAGGAGUCAUCCUCCCUCCUCUUCCCCACCCUGCGGGCCGAGCUCGCCUUCGACAUCUCCUUCUACUUCAAGACCACUGCUAAUUCAGGGGUCUUUCUGGAGAUCAUGGGUCAUAAAGACUUCAUCCGAGUGGAGCUCAGCUCUCCCUCAGUGGUUACUUUCUCCUUUGACGUGGGAAACGGUCCAGCAGUCCUUUCUGUGAAGUCCCACCUCCCUCUGAAUGACAGGCAGUGGCACUACGUGAGGGCUGAGCGUAAUGUGAAGGAAGCCUCGCUGCAGGUCAACCAGCUCCCUCUCCGCUUCCUGGACGCUCCGGCUGACGGACACCGCCACUUACGCCUCAGUGGCCAGCUCUUUGUAGGUGGAACAGCGUCCCAGCAGAGAGGCUUCUUGGGCUGCAUUAGGACAUUGACUUUCAACGGUGUGACCUUUGACCUGGAAGAGAGGGCCAAGAUGGUGCCGGGGGUGAGCUCUGGUUGUCCAGGUUACUGCAGCAGCUCCAGCAGCCUUUGUCACAACAGCGGGAAGUGUAUUGAGAAAAGCAGUGGCUACACAUGCGACUGCUCGCAGUCAGCCUUUGGAGGACCCACCUGUAAAGAAGUGGUGUCAGUGUCCUUCGACAGAGAGUCCUCGAUGACCUUUACCUUCCAAGAGCCUUUCUCAGUGAUGCAGAACAGAAGCUCCCAGGCCUCCAGUGCUCGCAGAGAAAGCAUCAGCAGGGCCAGAGAGGAUGUGGCCUUCACCUUCAUCACCUCCCAGAGCCCAGCCCUGCUGCUGACUGUCAACACCUUCAGCCAGCAGUACGUCGCUGUCAUCCUGACUCACAACGGAAGUCUGCAGAUCUGGUAUCAUCUGCAGACACACAGGACCCCAGACGUGUUCAGUCCCAUCCUCAGCAGCCUGGCAGACGGACAAAUCCACCGAAUCAGAAUCCACCGUGAGGGCAAAGACCUCUAUGUACAGAUCGACCAGGACAUCCACAAAAAGUACACGCUGUCAUCUGAUGCAGAGCUGAUCUUAAUCAGAUCCUUGACAUUGGGCAAAGUCAUCAGAAGAGACAACUUCCAAGAGGAGGUACUUUUAGCAGGUUCAAAGGGUUUCAUUGGCUGUCUUUCCUCAGUCCAGUUUAAUAAUGUGGCUCCUCUAAAAGCAGCGCUGCUGAAUCGAGGGAGCUCAUUGGUCACCAUCCGGGGGCCACUGAUGCAGUCAAACUGUGGAGCGCUGGCAGACUCCAUCACAUCCAAAAAUCUGCGAGAUCAAACUGCAACAACAAAUAAAGAUAAGGAGCAGCAUGGCCCUGAUACUCAGAAUGAUGUGGCUGUAAUAGCAGGUGUGGUGACAGCGGUGGUGUUCAUUGCAGUUUGCAUCCUUGCUGUUGUGACCCGUCGACUGUACCUGCGACAGGCCCACAGGAGCAACCACAGCAUCAAGGAGAAGGAGCAUCCCCAUAAUGUAGAGACGGGAAACAGGACGGAGCUGCACCUCCAAAAUUCUGUCAGGGACAACAUGAAGGAGUAUUACAUCUGACUACAUGAAGGAGUACUACAUCUGAUAACAUGAAGGGGUGCUACAUCUGGCUAUAUGAAGGAGUACUAUAUCUAGCUACAUGAAGGACUACUACAUCUGGCUACAUGAAGGACUACUACAUCUGGCUACAUGAAGCAGUACUACAUCUGACUAAUGUAUCUGACUACUACAUCUGACAUACAUGACACAUACAUGAAGGAGUUCUACAUCUGAAUAUACAAAGGAGUACUGCAUCUUACAUGAAGGAGUACUACAUCUGACAGCGGCCAGUGCUCUGCAUACUUCUGUCAUACAUGGGGCAGACAGUUUAGAUGUGCUGUUGCAGCAUUGCUUAAAAACACAGAUCUCUGAGCUCCAGCCCCAGAGGCACCGUGAACACCAUGGACCUUCCUGCUGUGUGUGGACGUCACUGUGAAAGAUGGAACUGCUUUCAAAGCAGCAAAUGAGUAAAAGAGGAAGAACCUACUGCACCUCCGGAAUGUGCACAACAUCUUCUUACUAACUCCAAAUGCUGAAUAUUUCUCAAUUUUAGUAGAAUAUACUUACUGAUACCCGGAAAUCAAGAGAAGUAAGAUAUGCACACCUUAGCUACCGUCCUUUUUAGUUUGGUGGUGAAUGUUGUAGUGUUGACAGGGAAGAGGAACAGGGGGCCAGUCCUGUAUGAGUGCCUAAUUUGUCCACAAGUUUUUCUUUUAACAUUUUAGAACUUUUUAAAAAAAUUUUAUUUAAGAUUGGCACCACGGGAUUCCCAUUUCCAUAUGCAGGAGCUUGUUAUCUUUCAGCAUACAAUAAAAAAGAAAUGGAAAUAGAAAUAGAAAUUUGAUUCACUCAAUCACAUCAGCUAUUUGACCAUUAGGCCAAGUCUGUAUGUUUCUGUCACUGACCUGUUUUGCACUGCACUGUUCAAAGUAGUAUAAAAAUUAACAGACUAGAAAAACAAUUUAAAUAAUUAAAGCUGCAGAAGGUAACUUUUAUUUUAAAAAAAAACUUUUUGUUUGAUUUGCUGAAAUCAUAUCCUGAGGGUAGUACAUGACAAUGAUAAUCUGUACAUUAAUCACACUAUAGAACUAGAAGGAGGCAGAGGAACCUGAUUUUUUCACAGAUCAUCUGUCUCAUGUUUAUUUUUUGCUCUGUGCUCCAAUAACAGUUUAGCAAGCCUUUCCUGUACUUAGAUAUGCUAUGUGAUGCUAUGCUAUGCUAUGCUAAUCUAUGUUGAAAAGACAGCCACAUUUUGAAGAUGGAUAAAAGAUAAACGCAACAUACAGUAUACAUAGUCACACAUUAACUUAGCUAAUGUUAACGAAUCGCUAGCUAACUAGCGAGCUAAUCUACAUCCAUCAUCAACUAUAUAGUUAGCUGCCUAGUUAUAAAACAGCUUAUGACUGAUAUAGAUUAGCUGGCUAGUUAGUUACAGUUUUGCUUACAUUAGCUUGCUAUCUUAAGAUGUGGCUAUACUGUGUAUGUCACUUUUAUAUCCUCUAGGUUGUCUUUUUAGCAUAGAUUAGCCUUGCACAAAGCAUAUAAAAAUACAGAAAAGGAGAAAGUUGACUAAGGUUCCAAAAAAAGGCGGGACCUAGGAAGGGUCAAUUAUUUUCAACUCAGAGGUGUACCAUAUCUACAUAUUCAAUUCAAUUCAAUUUAAUUCAAUUCAAUUUUAUUUGUAUAGCGCCAAUUCAUAACAGAAGUUAUCUCAGGACACUUUUCAAAUAGAGCAGGUCUAGACCGAACUCUUUAAAACAUUAAUUACAGAGACCCAACAGUACCACCAUGAGCAAGCACUUGGCGACAAGGGCAAGGUAAAACUGCCUGUUAAAAGGCAGAAACCUAGGACAGAUCCUCCGGUUCUAGGUGGGUGGUCGUCUGUCUCGACCAGUUGGGGUGAGAGAGAGAGAGAGAGAGAGAGAGAGAGACAGACAGACAGGUGCACAGCAACAACAGUAUUGGCAAUGGCAAUCUAGCAGGACCAUGGCAGGAGGCUCCACCAGGAUCGAUAAGAACCUGCGAGACGAGAAAGCACAAGAACUCCGGGGAAGAAGUGGAGUUAGUAACAUGCAUUAAUGGAACAUGAAUGAGUGCAGAAAGACAGAGGAAGGGAGGAGCUCAGUGCACCAUGGGAAAUCCCCCGAUAGUCUAGGCCUAUAGCAGCAUAACUAAGGGAUGGUUCAGGACUCACCUAAAAUAUGCCAUAGCCUGCGUGUCCCAAUGGAAGGUUAAUUUUUUGGUUUAGAGCUGAUUAGCUCCACCCCUAGUGACUGAAUUCCAACGAGUAACCAGUAGCCAAUCAGGUUCACUGUCUCACCUUUAGACUUUUAGUUUUUAGUUUCAAUCAGUUUUGUGGUGAAGUCUGCAUCUCUCAGUAUUGUCAACUAGCAAAUCUUACAGCAACAGCCAGUGUUACUGUAUCUGUCAUUUUUGGCAUUACCGAGGCCAAUUACGCAAAAGGGCCAGAUGUUAGCUUAUGAUUAUCUGUUCAUUUAUUACUUAUUCGGAUCAAAGGGAUAAGUGUUUUUUGUUUGUUUUUUUGCCAUUUUACAUGUUUAUAUAUUAUAUAUAUAUAUAUAUAUAUAAAUAUAUUAUACAUAUAUAAUCAUUGAGUCAUGUCAUGUGAUUACUUCUCCUUAAUGAUUUGUACAACUGCAGUUUUAUUAGGGGUAUAUUGUAAAGAUGGAUAAUUUAAUAAUAAAAGUAAAUAUUUGUUGUAA